UUUUUUUUUGUUCUAGACUAGUAAUACAUUUUUAGAUUUAUAAUUUAAUGUAUAAGCAAAUUUGAAAUGCGUUUGCUAUACGUAAUGUACAAAAACGGUUGUGUUAUGUGUAGUAUAUAUCAUCAACAGUAGGGCGUUCUUUACCUAACGCCUAUUAUUUUUGUAUAACGAGAAAAAUUUAUAAAAUUGUCUAUUAAUUGAAAUUAUACCUAAACGUUUUCAAAUGGACAUUGGACUAACCGAAGCAAUGAAAAAUAUAGUUCCUAAAGGACUUCCGGCUGACAUUAAUUCCGCGUUCAGCGGUUAUGUGACUGAAAAACUGUACAUGUUGCUGCAGUUAUACCUGCAGAACAAAGGAUGGAAUAGUAUAGAACUGUUGAAAAUAUUUUCCGAAAUGAAAGAUUCCUCGGUGUUACCUAGUGCUUCCUACUUGCAGUAUGUUUUAUUUUGAUUUUAUUUUCAAAUUUGUACACUGAUUUUAUUUCUAUAACACUCAUAUUUAGAGCGUGUACUUUUUUGUCUAUAUUCUAUGUGUAAUAUAUAAUACUUUAAACAAUUGAUUUUGACCAGGGAUGUAAAAUGUUAUAAAUUGUUUUGUUUCUGUUUUUGAAAUAUCAUGACUGUUUAAUGUAAUUAAUAGUUUUUUCUUGAAAUGAAAACAAAUUUUUGGGCCUGUACCAAAAAUCAAAUUCAUAUUAAUCAUUAAUUUAAAAACAAUAAAUAAUAUUAGUAAUAAUUAUAAUAGUUUUUGAAAGUAUUAGUAACUAUAAAAACUUAAAAUAAAAAUUAACUGGGUAUAAAUCUGCAGUUCCCAAACUUUUUUAUUCAUUCCUUCUUAAAAAUAUAUACAUUUUUGCAUGCCUUCCAUGAUUGAAUAUUAUAAAAAAAUGAGUUAUUAUAGGUUUCCCUAUAUAAACAUAAAUAAUCAAAUUUAGGAACCAAUGUUGUAACUGUUACACGCAUUUCUUUUUUACAUGUAAUUAUUAAUAAAUAUUGAGUCAAUAUUUAGGUUACGGGCACUAUUAAAAAUCCUGCUUUACAUAAAUACAAAGUUGUUUUUAAUGUACGAGAAGUUUUAUUACUAAUUUCUAUAUAUUCAACUUUUUAUGAUUCCAAGUAACAAAAUCCUAGAGGUGAUGGUCUAAAGAUAUUAACAUAUUUAUUUUUUGCAUGUUCUAUGAAGUGCUCACACCUCCCAAGGCAAGCUCCCUCAACUAAUAACUUAUACAUAAUUAAUGUUAAAACUAUCAACUGCUUAGUUUUAUUUAUUUUAAGGCUAUUCUUGUUAUGUCUUGUUAGUGUUAAUUGCCAGUUAUUUUUCUUCUAAAUCAGCGAAAUUCUGUUAAUUAACCUACGAUUACUAAAUAUACAAAUUAACUGGAUAUAAUUUAUGUAUAUUAUAUACUUUUACUUCAUAAAAUUACUGAUAAUGUUUUAUUAAUAUAAAAUUCAUAUUAUAUUAUAGAAACCGGUUAUUAAAAAUUGUAAUUUUUUUUUUUUAAUAAUUUUGGAUUCUGAGUGAAGUGAGGUGAUGAAGCUUAUGGUUUUACAAUGAUGUUUAUUUAUUAAUAAAAUAAUAAAGUAAAAACAAAAUUAUUAAAAUGGUUAGUAUUCGUAAAUAAAUAUUUAAAUACAAAUUGUAUAUAUAAAAAUAAAAUAAAUAAAUGAAUCAAUGCGUUGCUUGGAUUAUGAUAAGUGUAUUAUACGAUCAGUUUUGAAUUAAAAAUUGAUCAUCAGGUAUAUCACAGUCAAAAUGUAAAUUACGCGUUUUACAUUUUACAUAAUACUCCAGGCAACACAUUGAUUCAUUUAUUUAUUUUAUUUUUAUACAUACAUUUUUAUAUUUAUUUACUGUUUAUUUUUUUCUGUAAAUAACUUUGCUACCAGAAAUAUUGCUCUAAUUUACAAGUGUAGCACUUUUUCUGAAAGAAAAUCUGACUGGGGUGGUACUUGAGAGUUAUUUUUUGAUUUUCUCAGUGGUUUUCUCAAUAUAUUAAAAAACGGGAGAAUGGAAAAAUAGGUAUAAUAUUAAGAAAAUGUUUAAUGCAUAUGUAAUUAUUUUAUCAUAGUAUGAUAUAUAUAUAUAUUGUUGACAAAGCAAUACUAUCAACUGAACUCUGUUCAGAAUUGUUUUAUUUGUUAACAAUGGUUUAUCGUUGCUUACAGAUAUGCAUUAAAUUCCCAUCUGUAUCCAAGCUUUCCAAUUUCCCAUCUACAAUAGUGGCUGCAGCCACGUGCGAAUUAUAUCUGUCUUUUAAUACGGUUUUGAUAUAACUUUUUCCUUUAUUAUUAUUUUGUUUUCUGUUUAUAAUAUUAUUUAAAAACGUUUUCCAUCCCUGGGUAAAACCUAGGAUCUACUAAAUAGUUCACUUAAACCCUGAUUGAUUAUUGUAGUUCACACUUUCAUAAACAAGGUACUUAUGAUAGAUCUUUGAAUUUUAUUACUAUUUAUUUCUUUAUUUAUACCCAAAAGUUUCAUUUUUUUUAAAAAAAAACUGACAUUUAUUACUACAAAUAUGUAUAAUAUUGAGAAUUGUAUGUUUAUAAUACUAAAUUAUUACUUUUUAUUCAUAUAAAUUGAGGCUUGAAUCAUACUACUCUACAUUUAACACUACAGAAUCUACAGUACGCGGGCAUCUAUUUUGGGAAUUUUUAUUUUGAGUUACAAUAUAAACUAUGAUAAAAGUUGUUAGGCUUUGUCAUGCACAUAUUACACAUUUUAUUUUAAUAAAUCAAUAGCCAAUUAGGUAUGGUAAAACAUUUUUAUACCUUUUUACUCUAUUUUAUUAUUAAUUUAUGUAAAGAACAAUUGAAAAAUACAUAGUAAAAUAUAAGACGUCACAGUAGCUAAGUCUGCACAAAAUAAAUAAUUAUUAAUUUUUAUAAUUAUCAUAUGCAUUUUUUAGUAAUUUAUAGUUACAAAAAGACAAUUUUAUUCAAUAUGAGUAUAUAUGAAAUUAUGUAAUUUAUAUUAUUAAAAAUUAAAAAAGUUUUCACUCAGAAAUAUGUGUUAUCAAUUUAUGCAUUACAAAAGUAUCUAAAUAAAAUACAUUUUUAUUGUAAAAAAGACAAUUUUAUUCAUAAUUGCAUAUGUUUAUUUUAUUAUUGGCUUUUUUUAAAAUAAAAGUAACAAUAACUUUGAAGUCAAAAGUUAUAAAACACAUAUAAUGUUAUAGGUACAUUGAUAUAUUAUGCUUAAAAAAAAUAGUUUACUUUUAAAUAAAAAUAAAUAUAAUGAAUUAAUGAAAAUUAGCAAAUAAUAUUAGAAAUAUCACUUAGUCGGAAUGAAUAUAACUCAAUCAAUACUUAAUAGUUCCACUUCAAAAUCUAAUGUACCUCUUUUAAUUGAAGGUUUCAUUCCCAUUGAACAUUGAGCCAUUUUAGGUGGGCAUAUAAUUCUUCUUUUGCCACCAACUUUCAUUCCAGCAAUACCAAUAUCCCAACCUUUAACAACUUCACCACGUUGAAAUACAAAACUCAAUCCAGGACCGUCCUGCAUUAAAUCAUAAACUUGACCAGUAGAUUUUACACGACUAAUGUAAUACAUUUUAACUUUAUCCCCAGGUUUUACUAUAGCACCAUCACCUAUUUGAAGUUCCUGAAUCUUAACUCCACCGCUUAACUCUAUUAAUUGUUGAUUUUGUUCAAAUUUCUGAUCGCAAGUUCUUAAUCCAGUCAAUGUUGUUAUAGGUUCAUUUUUCUUCUUGCUACUACUUUCAGUUGAACCAUAUGACAAAAUCUGAUUUGAAUUAGGUGUGUUUUGGUCUUGAGAUUUGUUUUGAUUGUUUACUCGUUUAUUUACAAUAUGCAAAAGUUCCACUUCAAACUCCAAUAAAGUGUUCCAAUGCAAUCCCCUGGGACCAUAUCCCAUUUUAAAUGGGCAUAUAAUUCUUCUUUUGCCACCAACUUGCAUUCCAGUAAUACCUAUAUCCCAACCAUCAAUAACUUCACCACGUUGAAAUACAAAACUUAAUCCAGGACCAUCUUGCAAAAAGUCAAAAACUUUACCAGUAGAUUUUACACGACUAAUGUAAUACAUUUUAACUUUAUCCCCGGGUUUUAAUAUAGCACCAUCACCAAUUUCAAUUUCCUGAAUCUUAACUCCUUUGCUUAACUCUAUUAAUUGUUGAUUGUCUAUAACUUUCUUAGUUAAAGUGUUUAAUCCAGUCAUUGAACUUGUAGGUUUAUUUUUAUCUUCGGUACUCUGUUCAACUGAACUAUUUGACAAAGGCUGUUUAACAUUGGGUGUGUUUUGAGCUAAAGGAGUCUUUUCUUUGUUUAUAAUAGUUGUUUGGUCCUUUAUUCUUUGUUUUUGUUCACUUCCAUUAAAUUGCUUAUUUGGAAUCAUCUGUGUAUUUCCUUCGCCAGUCAAAUAUAUUACGUCUUCAACAUCAUUAUCAUUGUCCAAAAUUAAAUCUUGAGCAGUAUCGUCAAGUAAAUUAUCUAAUUGGUUUUCUCUUAAUUGAUCAAUUAUUUUGUCUUCAUCAAUCUGAUUAUUUUCAUGUAAUUUAGAAGAUUUUGUAUUUUUUGGAAUAUUAUCUUCAGCUUUACGUUUACUGUCAUUAUUUAUUUCUAGGGUCUCUCUAACUGUUUCUUGUAAUUGGUCUUGUAAUUCUUGUAAUUCUUCUUGUAAUUCUUCUUGUAAUUCGUCUUGUAAUUCGUCUUGUAAUUCUUCUUGUGAUUCUUCUUGUGAUUCUUCUUGCAAUUCUUCUUGCAAUUCUUCUUCUAUAAUUUCAGUGUCUGCAAUAGGAUAUAAUUUCUCCUCUUCAUCGUAGUGUAAAUAUCCAGUCAUAUGUACUUGGGCCGACCCUGUUGUAUACAAUUUCAAUGUUGAUCCUCGUGGGAAAACAACAUCCAAUUUAACCUGUACCAAAUUUAAUGAUUCAGAAAGAUGACAAAGUAUAGAACAAGAGGUAUCUUCAGUUUCUAUGUAUACAGUAUGAAUAUCUUUCUUCUUCUUAACAGUUUGUAAAUCAAGGAUAGCCAUAGAAAGAUUAAAUGUAAAAUCCACAGUGCAAACAUAUUUUUUGCCUGGUUCCAUAAUUAAGCUCCACAUUUUGCUAGUAAUACAACUUUUAAUAAUUGAUAUAACUAUUGGUGAACCUCGUGUUCGAAUUUGCGCACAACAGUUACAAUAACAUUUGGCCUUUGGAUUUUAGCUUACGGUCUAAUACUGAACCGUCUUAGAUUAACUCGGUGAUCAACGCUGUUUAUGCCAACAGACAACCAUUUUAAUCAGUAACAGUGUCACCAUAAUACUAAUAUAAUAUUAUGAUAAUAUACUUAUUAAUAAUAAUAUUAUGAAAUCAAAUUUAUCUAUUUUAGCAUAAAAUUAUUUUGUUGGCGUACAUUUUGACAUUUUAUUUUAUUUUUACAUUUAUUACAAUAUUUACAAUCUAAUUAUAGCUACAAUAAGUAUAUAAGUAUUUAUAUCUACUUGGAAAAUUCGAGAUGAGCUAUAUCUCGUUGACACUCGUCAACAUUUUGUUAAUAAAUAACUGACACUAUUUCGGUCAACGUGAGUUUUAAAAUGUAUUAGUUUUACAAAACUGUUUAUUUUUUUUUUUAUAUGUAAACAUUUUCUACCGAAAAAUUUACUCCGAUGUAUACGAUGUAAGCCCUUUUCUGAAAGAAAAUUUUCUUGGGGUGGUACUUUAAGGAGGUAAUUUUUUGAACUUCUCAAGAGUUUUCUCAUCAAAUGUGAAAACCCGAAAAAAAUUGAGGAAAUCCAGAAAAUGUUCAAAAUAUAUUAGUAAAAUAUUACGAUUUUUUUUCUGUAGACAAGUUUUCUGCCAGCAAUUUUGUUUCAAUUUACAAUAAUAGAACUUGUUUAUUUUUGUCAUUUUUCAAUUUUCCAGGAGUUAUCUCAACAAAUGUGAAAAGCAAAACAGACGGGAAAAUGUAUGAAAUUUAGGUAUAAGUUGAAAAAUAUUUCGGACUUUUUUUCCUGUGCACCAUUUUUCUACCAGCAAUUUUUCUCCAAUUUACAAUGAUAACAAUUUUUCUGAAAGGAAAUCUGACUGGAAAGGUACUUUAAGGAAAGCAAUUUUCGAUUUUCCCAAGAGUUUUCCCAGCAAAUGUGAAAAACCGGGAAAAUCGGUUAAUAUUAAAUAAAUAUUAUUAAAGAAAAUAUAUAAUGCUUACCUAUUUAAUUAUUUUAAAAUAAUAUGACAUAUAUGUUGUUGACAAAGCCACACUAUCAACUGAACUCCGUCCAGAAUCCUUUUUUUUCGUUAGUUAUAGUUUAUCGUUGCUUACAAAUAUACAUUAAAUUCCCAUCUUUAUCCUACCUUCCCAACUUUCCACGUACAACAGUGGCUGCACCCAAGUGAGAAGUAUGUCCGUCUUUUUAUAUUACGGUUUUGUUUUAUCUUUUCUUUUAAAAAUUUUUCUGUCUCUUUGAAGGUGUUGACUCUCUUCCUAGUUUCAUUGUUAUAUUUUUAACAUUUCGAUUAUCAGUUAUAAAUAUACUAUAUAGGAAAACAAACCCAUCGUAAAUUAAUGCAUAUUUAGAUAAACAAUGAUAAACCCGCAAUGAAUUUUCUAAAAACAUUUACAAUUGGAAAAUAUUAGUGUGAACAUUAUAAAAUGAUUAGAAAUCAAAAGCAAUAAAUCAGAGAAAUACGAUAAAUAUGUACACGGUAUUCUAUUGUGUUUAUUGGAUUUUUCACGGUUGUUAAUAUUCAAUUAAGUUUUAAUUUUUUCUUUGAAGGAGACAUCAAUUUAGAGAAAAAUUAAAUUUUUAUUUCAUCCUAAUUUUACUAACAAGACAAAUUAUGUUUUAUUAUGUUUUUAUUUAUAAAUUUUAUAUUUUUAUAACAUUUGUAAAAAAUUUGAAUGUAUCAUAAAUUGAUAUUCAAUCAAUGUGUUCUAGUUGCAGACGUUUUAAUUUAUAACAGUUUCAAUUUAUUACAUAAUGUAUCAUAAAGUUAUCUUUAUCGCGUUAUGUGGUAGUAUCGUUUUUACACUUUUCUCUAGGAAUUAAAACUGCAUGAAAUUAUUGAUAAAAUAUGAAUGUAUGUAUUAAAAUUACAUCCGAUGUGUUACAUACCUAUUUUUAUUUUAUUACCUAACUAAAAUAAGUGACUGAAGUGAUAAUUAAAUUUAGUACAAAUUUGCUAAUUGAGUUUAAUGGUUAUACAACAUGAAAAGAGUGUAAAAAUAUGAUUUAGUAGAAAUGCACAAAAUUUAGUACGAUUAAACAGAUUUUAUUAAUAAAUCGAACAAUUGUUAUCAGCCUCUAAACUCAGUUAAAAAAUCAUAUAAAUGAAAGCGUUUAUAUACUGGUGAGAAUGGACCUAAUUGUUAUGCACUGUUAUCUACAUCAAGUAGAUAACUGUGGUAUUAUGCAUAUUUUCCUUUUGGUCUCAGUUGAAAAACGGAGAUUAAUAUUUAUAAAUCAAAAAUUGAUACUUAUUUAUAGUGUAAAUAUGGAAUAAGAGUAACAUUUUGAAAAUAUUGUUAUUAAGAUACACAUAUAGUAUAAGAUAUAUGUUAUGUUCUUUUCCAGAAUGAUGGCUUCAAGAGUUUCAUUAGAUAGUCAAGCAAGAUUAAUCCUUAGGGAGAACGGUAAAAUUAUAUUACCUUAUGAACAUUUUGCAAAUGCGGUGAUGUUAAAGCAUAUGAAUGGUCCACAUGGAUUACAUUUAGGUGUUGAAGGAACUGUUAGAGCGGUAAUAAAUAUGUUAUAUGUAUACCUAAAAAUAUUUAUUUAUAAGUUAAUAAAACAAUAAAUAACAAAUAAUUUGUUUAAUUUUUUACAAAACGAUUUGUAGGUUAUGGAUUCAUAUACAAUUGGCCGUGAAAAUUUUGGUAUGGAAAAGGAGUUUAUUAUUGAAGUUGUACAAAAUUGUCCAAAUCCAGCAUGUCGUUAUUACAAAACUCAUUUAGAUUUAUCUCAACAUACCAAACAGUCUAAUUACAUGAACUCUUCAAACUCUGGUAAUUUAAUUCAUUUUCAAUUAGUUUUAUCAUACAACAACAUUAUUCUAUAUUUGUAUAAAUUUUUUUUUAUAGGUGUUAGUAUACCAGUUGGUCGAGAAAGUCCAAGUAUCUCAAUGAGUCAAAUGAUUAGUCAGCAAUUAAGUGUUCAUGGCUUAGCUCCUUCAAGUGCUCAAUCACAAACAUCCCAUUUAGCACCCGUUGAUCUAACUGGACCAUCACCCCUUCAAGUCCCUGAAAUCCAGAAUCCCAUGCCUAUUCAUGUACCACAAGUUCCAAAAACUGUUAGUGCUAGACAAGCACAGCACAAUAAAUUGGCUGAUUUUUUGAAAGCAAAUCUGGAAAAUCUAGAUAAUAAAGAUUUAUUGGCUGCUCAUGACACAACUUGGCCUGAAGUUUCAGAUAAUCGUAAAGGUCACAUAGAUGGUAAGAAUUUUAUAAUAAUUAAUGAUAUUAAUUAUAUACAUGUUAACCAUUACUAUGGCUUAUAUUUAAAAUACUUUAAAUAUUUCUGGGGAAAUAUUUUUGCUUAAUAAUUAAUAAAUAAUAAACUUAACUAUUAAUAGAUAUGACUAUCAAUAUUUUUUUAUUAUUUUUAGUUGGUUUAUCUUGUUUUUAUUUUUUUCUAGUUACUUAGGACUUAUGAAAAAAUAAGCAAAUUUAAAAUUUAUAUAAACGAAUAAUUAUUUUAUAAUUUGCAUGAUCUUAAAUGUUCAUAUAUAAACACUAAACUACUUAGUAGUUAAAUAGAAUAAUAUUCUAGGAGUAAAUAAUUAAUAUAAAAACAUAAAAAUUUAUGUAGAAAAUAAUUUUUAUUGAUGGGCUUUAAAAUUUAGAUAUUAAGAAAUUACUCUUCCAAAAAUAUGAUAUAAAGAAUUAUCUUUAAUAAAAUAUUAUUUUCAAAACUAAGAUAAUUUUGGAGCAAAAAUGUAAAUAUAUUUGUGAGAAAUGAAUAUUUUUAAACAUUUAAAAACUGUAAAAACCAUUCAAGACCAAUAUUCUAGAAUAUAUUUUUUGGUUAACGUAAUAUAAAUCAUACAUUAUACUAUAAAUUAAUCACAGUUUGCUGCAAUCUCAAAUGCUUUUAAACAUUUAAAAAUUAUCAUCACUUACUGCAGGGAAAUAUUUACAUUUUUACUUCAAAAUUAUCUAAAUAUUGAAUAUUGGUCGUAAUUUGUUUAAUGAAUUUCUUUUUUAUUUGCAUUUUAAUAAAAUAAACUUCUAUUAGACAUUUGUUUAAUUGUAAUUAAUUUGUAUAUUUAAGAAAUGUAGUAUAGUUAUUGAUGUAAUUCUUAAAUAAACCUUGUAACAAUAAUAUGAAUUAAUUUUAUUUUUUUAGCUGGACAGGAAAAAAUUAUCAGAGCAUUUUCAGAAAUUAUGAAAAAUAUGAAUAGAAUGAAAGCGUGUGUAAGACCAGCCAUGUGUAAGCCUUACGGAAAACAGUCUGAAUCAUUACAAAAAAGUAAAGUUCAUAUUUUUUUUUUUUUUUUAUAUAUUAAUAUUUUUUCUACCAGAUAGCUUACUCCAAUGUAUAUGAUUUAGACCCUUUUCUGAAAGGAAAUUUUCUUGUGGUGGUACUUUAGGGAGGUCGUUUUUCGAUUUUCUUAGAAGUUUUGAUCAAAUGUGAAAAACCAAAAUAAAAACGAAAAAUGUAUAAAAUAUAUUAGGAAAAUAUUAAGAUUUUUUUUCUGUGGGCCACUUUUCUAUCAGCAAUUUUGUUCCGAUUUACAGUGGUAGCACUUUUUCUAAUAGUAAAUCUGACUGGUGAGGUACUAUAGAGAGGUAAUUUUUCAAUUUUCCCAAGAGUUUUCCCAGCAAAUGUGAAAAUAGUUAAAUUCGUUCAAUGUUUAUAAACUUUGAACAAAGUAACUAAAAUAACUUUUUAUAGAAAAUUUUAGGCUUUGGUAAAUAAAUUAUAAUAAAUACCAAAACAAUGCUACUUAAGAAAUACAUAUAAUCGCAUCAGGUAAACUAAAGGUUUUAACAUUAUCUAUCUUGAUUUGGAUGUUACAGCCCAUGGACAAUACAUUAGGAACAGUUUCAGUUAACAUCUAGAUUCAACCUAAGUUAAUAGAAUAGCUUCAUAUUUUAUCUUAAUGUAUAUGAUACAGCUAGUUAAAAAAAAAAAUACAAUUCAAUUUCUUAAUUUUCAAUUCUGAUGUUUCAAAUAAUAAUUGAUUAUUCAUUUAGUCUUUUAUGUAAUUACUAGUUUUUAUGGACUAUAUGUAAAUAUGUAUUUUAUUAAUUUUUCUUAAUUUUAAUAAUUAUUUUUAGCAUUGAUUGAUACAAUCCAACUAGUUCAGUCAUUAAGAUCAUUUCUUCCUCCUCCACACAUUGCAGUUAGUAGUUGGAAAAAUGAAGAUAAACACGGGUAACAUUUAAAAUUUUUUUUAUUAUUCAAUAAAUUCAAAAUGUAAUAUUAAAUAUAAAUCUAUAUUUUUUAGAUUAAGAAAAACCGUUUUGGAUAACUCUAAUCAAACGGUUUCAGCGGCCAAUUUUAAAGAUCUCUGUGAUGCAAUGUCUCGUAACAAGCAAAAUUAAGAGCUUGUUAAAGUUAAAAUUAAGAGGAUGUCAGAGUGAUCUUAUUUAAACAUAAAAAUCUUUUUUUAAACACAAAAAUCUUUUUAAACAUUUUUUUUAUAUUGAAAUGAGUAUGAUUGUAAUGACAUGGGGCAAUUUUUUAAAUUUAUUUCAAAGUGAAUUUGAAUAUAUUUGAGUUAAUCAAUAAAAAAUUUUUUUAACUUUUCGUUAAAAUAGUCUAAUACUCUCCUCUUAAAUAUUGGUGUGACAUCCUCUUAAUUUACAAAAAGUAAAAAAAAAUCAACUUUUUCUUAAACUUUCAAAAAUUACAUUGCUUUUAUUUUUUAAGUCUAGUCAAAACUCCCUAGUUUCUCCAAAAUGCAUGGGAAAAUAUAUUGUUUACUUGGAGGGAUCUUACCAUUUUGUUUAAAUUAAAUAUAUUUAUGUCUCCUCAUGAGUGUCUUCUAGUUUGAUGUUUUUAUCUAUAUUUAUUAAUUUAUUUUGAAAAUAAUUUUUAAUUUAAUAUCUUCUUCAAUUAGUAAAAUUUAAUAUUUAUUAUAAACUUUACAGCUGUAUAUGCACAUUUUGCAAAUCAAAAAUCUAUGCGUUGCCAAAUGUACAAUAUGUUUUGUUUAAUUUCAUAACAUUUCAUGCCAUAAUAGUAAUUUAAGUAUAUAUUAAAUAAUUCAUUAUAUUUUCUUUACAAUUAUUUGAUGUAAUAAUUGCAUCAUAAUUAUUGUAAGUAGGCAAACAUCUAUAAGUAAUAUGUUGGCUAUUUAUUCUUAUUGGUAAUAAUAUAUUUUAUCAAAUUAUUGCCAAAAUAAGCAACUUGUAAGCACUCGCAUUCAUCAAAUCUUAAAUAAUUUUUUCCAGUUUUCAUGAAGUAAAAUCAGAAGUUCAAUGUUAAAAAAUGGUUUUAUACAUUUUAACAUGUAUACAAAUAUUAAAAUGUUUAUUUAACACUGAAUAUUAUCGCAUUUAGAUUUUAUUAUGAUUAAUUUCUACAAAAACCUGUCAUAAUAAAAACUAAAAAAUACUAAUUUGUUUUGAUUACUGUUACAAUUUACCUUACUUGAUUAUUUUGUAUAUCACUAUUUUUUUGGGUUUAUUCAGCCUAGGGUCAUAAAUUUCAAAACCAUUUCACAAUAUAGCUCAAUUCGAAAAGAUCAAUCUUCAAAACGUUACCAUUCUCUUUAACUACAUCAUCCUAUCUCGUUUUCCAAACCACCUUUGUCUAUCGGUUUUUGUACCAACUUUUCCCACAGCUGAAUCAGGUUUUGACUCUUCUGUGCAUGUUCAUUGGCCAGCUCAUUAUAGUCUUCCUUUAUUUAUCUUUUUUUUUUUAUUAUUAUUUAUAUUUUAAGAAUUAAUUUCACAUCAAGCAAAAUGUUAUUCAUGGUUUUGUAUUAGGUAAAAGCCUAUCAUAUUAUUUUUUAAAUUGUUAAUUCAAAUUUAUACUCUUAUUAUAGUUUCAUGCAACAUUAAAAUAUGGAAUGCAAUUGCUUACAGGUUAAAAACAAAAUUUUAAUAUUAUUUUAUUUGCUGUAUGUACUGAUCUAUAAUUUUUUUUGAAUAUUUUGUUUAGUAUGAUUUUUUUUUUAUAUAUAUUUUGUUAAUGACUUUGUUAUUUAUUUUAUUAUUGUGGUUAAAUGUAUUCUUAAAACAACUCUCUUAAAAUUUAAACUCAACUGUGUGUGAUUUAACUGUCAACUCUAACUUAAUGUCUUUUUAGACAAUGUUAAAGAGCUAUUUAUCACAUCACUUAUUUAACAUUUAUACUUACCUAAAUAUGUCAUACUAGUCAAUAAUAACAUCUUUUAUCUAAACAAUGAUCUUUAAAUAGUAAUAGAAUGUUAAAUGAUAUUUAAGUAUUCAAAUAUGCAAAUUUUACAAAAUCACUCAAGAUUAAUGUAAUUUAUGAUUUAUUUUUUAUUUGUAUGUUAAUUUUAUUUAAACAUAUUAUUAUGAAUAGCUAAAUGUUCCAACAUUAUUUGUGUAAGUCCUAAUUAUAAUCAAAUAUCUGAUAAAAGGUUUUAUUUGCAGUAAGUGUCGAUUGCAUUUAAUGGCUUGCAUUUUCAGCUUAUUUAUAACAUAUAUAAUAAUUAUAAACAUAUUUUCCUUCAUUUAUGUCACUGUACUAAAAUAAUUAACUAUUUUUUCCUUUGCUUCAUUUGUAUUAUCCCUUUAUGUAGUAACAAAAUAAUGAUCUCGUGGAUUUUAAAUGACCAGCAUAAAGACUAUUUUAUUUUCAAUACAAAUUUGUACGUAUUUAUAAAGAGUAGAAACAUGAUAUUUGUGAGUGUGUUGUUUUUUUUUUAUGUUUAAUUUGACAUUACUUCUGAUUCAUAUUUUAAAAAAAAGAAAAUAGAUUUUUGUUUGAAAAUGUAAUGUCAUUGCUUUUAUUUUAUUAAGUAUGGUAAUAUUUAUUUUGAAUUUUUUAAAAAAAAAACAUAUCUGUGAUCUUUCCUAUUUCAAUAUUUUUGUUCUACCAAAAUCAAUAUUAAUUACUAAUAUAUCGUUUUUACAAUUUUACUUCCUAUUUGUAUAAAAUCCAUAUUAUUAUUACUUACCUGUAAAAUUGUUACAUAAUUUUAUAAUAAUAUGUAUUUACGGCUUGUAAAUUAUGAAUUUUAUAUACUUUAGGAAACAGAAAAAAAUAUAGGUAUAUUCUAUAAAAAUAGUGUUUUUAUUGUAAUAAUAUUGAUCAUAAAAAAAAAAAUUUCAAAAUAAAAUUAAUAUUGUACAAUAUGUACCUAAUGAACUGGACAGUUUGUAUUGUUUUAUUGAUGAACAUUAUUCGCUUUAUGAUGAUGAAAAUUAUGUAUACAGUGGACGACUUUGGGAAUAAAAACCAUGGCUAUUUAUUGCACUCGUUUUGUGGUACAUGAACAGUGGGUCUGACCACUUUUUGAUUCUGGACGGACAGUAUGAAAACGGCAUCGUCCAGCCAAUAGUAGUCCUGGACCAGAUCGCCCUCACACAGGUAUGGUAGUCUGGUCCAGCAGAGCACAUUGAAGCCAAAUGGUUCAAACACAUCCCGGAUUACUGAACACACCUGUUGCUCAAAUGUUUUUCCUGCGAUCAGCAGCUUACCUUCCGGUACAGCGGACCCUGUAUAAAUAAAUUUUGUAUAUU
Molecule: messenger RNA, 13596 nt
Organism: Cinara cedri
Lineage: Eukaryota; Metazoa; Arthropoda; Insecta; Hemiptera; Aphididae
Source: the annotation of a GenBank genome assembly